Periophthalmus magnuspinnatus is the source of this 6400-nucleotide messenger RNA. It is a transcript of the gene dab2ipb, whose product is annotated as DAB2 interacting protein b. The record is from RefSeq and is a predicted model, not a curated record. The coding region runs from base 364 to 3759 and encodes 1131 amino acids. NCBI's taxonomy places the organism in Eukaryota, Metazoa, Chordata, Actinopteri, Gobiiformes, Gobiidae. The transcript has 16 exons. Gene Ontology annotation, biological process: regulation of GTPase activity.
GAAGAAGAAGAAGAAGAACGCAGAGUUUUUCAUACGUUUGAAGUCAUGGAGCAAGGAAGUAAAGGAAGUAGAAGAAAGCAACCCAACACAAAGAAAGUUCUCUGUUUGCUUGUGCGUGCCUGAGUGUGGGGGGCUUUGCUAACCCAGCUGGAUGCCACAGGACAGUGCCACAUGCAUACUUGCCCCCGUCCACUACCUUGAAUGAGUCCUAGGCAGACGGAUAUAGAGAGCAAGGCAGCGCUGUGAGCCAAGUUUGGGGAUUUACCACUUGAUGCUUCCCAGAAUGAGCCUACUUUUACUUUUGCCCUGCAGUGGCACCUAGUCUGAGAGUCCCCUCCGGAGAGGACGGGACGCAGACGCAGCAUGCCCGGCAGCUCGUCAGACAAGGCCACGCCCCCCGCCAUGGAGCCGCCGUCCACCGCCGCCACGCCGUUCAGAGUCACCGUGAGUACUGGUUUCCUCAGUCGUCGUCUGAAAGGCUCCAUAAAACGCACCAAGAGUCAGCCCAAACUGGACCGCAACUCCAGCUUCAGACAGAUGCUGCCGGGUUUCAGGAGUGUGGACAAUGACAGGUCUCAUUUGAUGCCAAGGCUGAAGGAGUCUCGCUCCCAUGAAUCAUUGCUCAGCCCUAGCAGUGCUGUGGAAGCCCUGGACCUAAGCAUGGAGGACGAAGUCAUCAUCAAGCCCGUUCACAGCAGCAUCCUCGGGCAGGACUACUGCUUUGAGGUCACCACCUCCACAGGAAGCAAAUGCUUUUCCUGUCGUUCAUCAGCCGAGAGAGACAAAUGGAUGGAGAAUCUGAGGAGAGCGGUGCAGCCCAACAAGGACAACAGCCGGAGAGUGGAGAACCUGCUGCGUCUCUGGAUCAUCGAGGCCAAAGACCUACCUGCCAAAAAGAAGUACUUUUGUGAACUGUGUCUGGACGAUUGUCUUUACGCCCGCACCACGUGUAAGCUCAAAACUGACAAUGUGUUUUGGGGAGAGCACUUUGAGUUCAACAACCUCCCCGCCGUCAAAAACAUCACGGCGCACUUGUACAAAGACACGGACAAGAAGAAGAAGAAAGACAAGAACAAUUACAUCGGACUGGUCAGUAUCCCCGUCCCCGCGGUGACAGGGCGGCAGUUUGUGGAGAAGUGGUAUCCCGUCAGCACUCCCAUCCCCCCUAAAGCAAAGACUUCUGGGCCAAUGAUUCGAAUAAAGGCCCGCUACCAGACCAUGAACAUUCUUCCCAUGGAGAUGUACAAGGAGUUUGCGGAGUACACCACUAAUAACUACAUGUUGUUAUGCUCGGUGCUGGAGCCGGGGAUAAGUGUGAAAAACAAAGAGGAGAUGGCGUGUGCGCUGGUGCAUAUACUGCAGAGCACAGGCAAAGCCAAGGACUUCCUGACAGACCUCAUGAUGUCAGAAGUGGACCGCUGCGGAGAGAACGAGCAUCUUAUCUUCAGAGAAAACACACUGGCCACAAAGGCUAUAGAGGAAUACCUCAAAUUAGUGGGGCAAAAGUAUCUGCAAGAUGCCCUCGGGGAGUUCAUCAAGGCGCUGUACGAGUCAGAUGAAAACUGCGAGGUGGAUCCGUCCAAAUGUUCGUCAGGUGAUCUCCCAGAACAUCAGAGCAACCUGAAGAUGUGCUGCGAGCUGGCCUUCUGCAAAAUCAUCAACUCUUACUGUGUGUUUCCCCGUGAGCUAAAGGAGGUGUUUGCGUCUUGGCGUCAGGAGUGCAGUAACCGGGGUCGACCGGACAUCAGCGAGCGUCUCAUCAGUGCGUCGCUGUUUCUGAGGUUCCUGUGUCCCGCCAUCAUGUCCCCGUCACUGUUCAACUUAAUGCAAGAGUAUCCAGACGACCGCACGGCGCGCACUCUCACUCUUAUCGCUAAAGUCACGCAAAACCUGGCCAAUUUUACCAAAUUUGGAAACAAAGAGGAGUACAUGUCAUUUAUGAACCAGUUCCUUGAGCACGAGUGGACCAACAUGCAGCGCUUUCUCCUGGAAAUCUCCAACCCAGAGACAAUCUCCAACACAGCGGGUUUUGAGGGCUACAUUGACCUGGGCCGUGAGCUGUCCACCCUGCACUCCCUCCUCUCCGAAGUGGUGUCCCAGAUGGAUCAGAGCGCCACCUCCAAGCUAGGACCUCUGCCCAGGAUCCUACGAGAAGUGACCACAGCUCUGACAAACCCGUCCAGUAUGCAGAUCACACCGGGACAGUCCACAGAGCAUAUGGGCUCCCCCCCGGCUGAGGCAGGCUGUAGCAUCUCCACAGGGCUGCAGAAGAUGGUCAUAGACAAUGACCUCUCAGGAUUGGUGGAUUUCACUAGAUUACCGUCACCAACGCCAGAAAACAAAGACCUGUUCUUCGUGACGAGGAGCUCAGGGAUUCAGCCGUCUCCAGCGCGGAGCUCAAGCUAUUCCGAGACGAACGAGCCCGACUUGGGAAUGCCCAACGGUAGUAAGAGCCUGUCUAUGGUGGACCUCCAAGACCCCCGCAUCCUUGACAGCGGCCCGGGCCCCAGUUCCUCUGACGGCGUGGGCGAAGGUCCGGCCAACGGCGUGGGCUGGACCGCCAGAGCUCCGCAGAACAACAUCGCGGGAGGCCCCACGCUGAGAAGGCCAGGCCAGAGCCCCACCACGCCCGUAACAGAGGGCGCAAACGGACGUCCCGGGCAGCUCCUCGCGCCCCUCUCCUUCCAAAAUCCAGUCUACCAGAUGGCUGCCUGUUUGCCCGUUUCUCCUCGUGGCUUAAACGACUCCGGAUCAGAAUGUCACAGCUCCGUCAGUUCCCAUAGCAACAACGAGGAGCUACCUGGCGCCAAGCACACCUUCAUGACACAGGGGGUGGGGGGAGGCGGGAGCAGCGGGGACGAGUACACCAGGCGCUCCGGGGAGUUCACCCGGCGACAGAUGUCCCUCGGAGACGCACAGAAUCAACCCACUGUCCCGAGGCAGAACAGCGCCGGCCCGCAGAGGAGGAUAGACCAGCCCCCUCCGCAGAGCAUGACCAGCAGACGCACGCCCCCCAACCUCCUCAACAGCGGCCCCUAUCCCAGACCCUCCUCCGGGACAAUGAUGACCUCCUCGCCGGACUGGCCCACAGGAGCACGGUUAAGGCAGCAGUCGUCCUCCUCCAAAGGGGACAGUCCGGAGACAAAGCACAGGCCACAGCACAAGCAGGCCCCCUCCCCAGUGAACCCCAGUGCUUUGGACCGUACAGCUGCCUGGCUGUUGAAUAUGAAUGUGCAGUAUUUAGACCAUGAGGGGAUGGAGCCACUCAGAAACAGGGAGGAUCUGACUCAGGUGGAAAAGUACCAGCAGGAGAUCGCAGUGCUACAGGAGAAGCUCAGAGCCUCGGUGCAGAAGCUGGAGGAGUACGAGGCGCGUCUGAAAGGCCAGGACGAGCAGGCUCAGAAAGUCCUGAUGGAGUACCAGGCCCGGCUGGAGGAGUCCGAGGAGAGGCUGAGGAGGCAGCAGGACGACAAAGAUCUACAGAUGAAGAGCAUCAUCAGCAGGCUCAUGUCGGUGGAAGAGGAACUGAAAAAGGAUCACUCAGACAUGCAGGCCGUGGUGGACUCCAAACAGAAAAUCAUUGAUGCACAGGAGAAGCGUAUCCAGUCUCUCGAUGCAGCCAACGCGAGGCUGAUGAGCGCCCUGACGCAACUGAAGGAGCGCUACAGCAUGCAAAGUCGGAACGGCAUCUCCCCGACCAACCCCACCAAGCUCCAGAUCACGGAGAACGGAGAGUUUCGAAACAGCAGCAACUGUUAAAAGACGUUUAAGUGCAUGUGGGAUACGCAUGUAGUGUAAGAGAAAAACUUGCAUUGUGGCUGUUGGGGGAAACCCGGCGGACAUUUUUACUUUAUGGAUUUGUUUGAAGGGUAAAGUUGGAGAAGGAGGCGGGACUUAAAAGCAUGACUGACAGAUCACCAGACAGCCUUCAAGAGAGAGCUUGUACAUAGAGUAUAACACAUAAAAAACUACAGUUACACACACUGGGAGAAAGCAGGACCCUGUCUGUUGGGACGAACCACUAUUGAUCUGAGUGCCGGACCCCGGUCGCCCCUAGCAACCCUCGUCUCUCCGUUUCGACUGAAGUGGACUUGGCUUAAACAACUAUAACGCCAUCCCGGAUUAUCUCUUUGUUAUUUUAAGAGGAUUAGCGCUUUAUUUUCAAUGUUUAUUAAGAACCAAAUAGGAGCUUAAAAUAUUUAUAAUCCAAAAAACAAUCUUCUGGUCACUUCUUGGAUGUGUCCCUCUCCUCUUUUUCCUCUCUUUCCUCUCUUUCUCUCGCUCUCUCUCCCUCUCUCCAUCCCUAUCUAGUGCACUUUGUGAAGAAAAGCUAUUGGUACAUGAAACGCCUUAAGAAACACACCACUCUUUACCUACAAUCCCGUUCUACUUCUGCAAAAAAAAAAAGAAAAAGAAAGGCACAACUUAUACUGUGGAUUUGUAAAAUUUGGUUGUACACACAUAAUGUAUACUAAAAUCUAUGUGAUAACUCUAUAAAAAAACAACUUUUAUUAUAGAUGUAUGCAUUUUCUUCUAUAGAUUAUACACUCAUAUAGCUAUAUUUGAUAAUGUCAGAUGUAAAAUGGCUCCCUUUAGUUUCGAAGUGAGGUGGUAGGUUUUUGUUUUUUCCGUUGCAAUCCAAUGACUAGAUGGAGGUUGGAGUUGUGUUUUUUUUUGGGUUUUUUUGGGAGAAAACAGCAGAGCCACGCACCGGUGUCGCUACGUUCUACUUAAAACCCUUUACAAACUGUGUACCAUGUGUUUUACAGAGAUCUAACCGUGUCCAGGGGCUUUGAGCUGUGAGUGUGGUGUACCAUGCUCCACCAGCUCCACCAGCUCCACCGUGUAUCCACAGACACUCAUUCUGUACACUGGACUCGGGACAAUUUACCUACUGUGACUCUUCUACCGAGUUCCUUUUGAACACACACACAGAUCAUCCAUAACAUUACGACCACAAGCAAAAUUGGUUGUUUUAGUGUUUGGUUUAAUCCUGCAAACUGUGAACUGUCAUUUCUCUCCUUUAUCCACAUCGAAAUUUGUUUGCUCUGCUUCCACGUCUCCCUUUUUCUGAUCAGUUUUGAUGGGUUGCGUGCAAAAUCUACAGCCUGGUUGCAGAUAUUCGUGCAACAUUAACACACCCGGUGACGCAGGUGGUCGUUUUUGUUAGACCUGAGUGGUGUACCAUACUCUAGUAGUUCUGAAUGUGAAGAUUCUUACUCACACACGGUCUUACCUUGAGGUUCCCUGUCCUCUAACGGUUAUAUUUUGUAUAUUUUAUUUGAAUUCUAUUUCUAAGUGAGGCUUUGCAUGCUUCUUCAUUGUUUUAGAGCCAAUAGCAGCGUGAAAUAUCACCCUCUUUAUUUUAUUGCGAGAUGGAAAGCGAUGAUGAACUAAAUGGCUUGCUGCAAAUUUAUGUAGUAAAUAUAUAUAAGAUUAACAGAGUGUAUCUAGCGACUGGACAGCCUGAGAAAGUGUAAAUAAAUAAAAUGCUGACACUAUUUUUAUGUAAUGUUAACAAGAGCUUUUUGUAAAUGUUUUUGUCCUAAACCUCUGCUGUUACCAUUAUGGAUAUUGUAAAUAAAUAGCUCAGUCAGUGGUCUGCUCUCAUUGGGUAGAACUGUAUUUAGUCAGCCUUCUGUGUCCUCCCUGUUCAGUCUGUUGGCACUUUCUGUAUUACGCUAGCCAAAAACAGAUUAGUCAGAUACUCAUAUUUUAAAGAAUAGAUUUCAGUGGUCCGAGGGGCUUCAGUUACAGUGAGAUUCGCAAGCACAAUCCUCUUUGACUCUAGCUCUAUGCACUUUUCUGUUCAGUACUAGUUGGCAAACGGCAAUUUUGUAGCACAGCACAUAAAAAGUGUUGUGACUGUGGACUUUAAAAACAUACGUGUACUUUGAGGAACUGUUGUAAAAAAGAAAAAAAAAAAAAACUUCCACAAAUUAGAUGCAUACUGAAAGUUAGAAUUAUGUCUGAAGAACAUCCUGAAUUAAAGAUGUAGAUCUAUGGAUGUCCUCACAGGUCUUAUCAUUGUAAAUAAAAUGUUUAUGGACGAUUAAAUGGGCCAAAAUAAUUGCAUUGAAUUACCAUAUUGAGUAAAAUACUUCACACGUCGUAUUGCCUCGGUUAAUGGCAUCUCCACAGUUCCUCACUGGUUAAAAUCCACAUGACAACCCAACAAAUUGAACAAUAAAGUAACAAAUGUUGUGUGUUUUCUAUGAUCCUGUAGAAAUUACUUUUGUAAGUAUGUUGAGAGUAUAAAGUAUUUGCUGGAUUCUGCUUCCUUUGGCAACAGUGACAAAACAAUAAUGUACAGAACUUGUGUUGACAAAAUGUGGCUGUGCAAUUUAUGUACAUUUGCAACUAGACUUAUUAAAGUUUUAUUUAGCUAUUUUAAAGCUUA